AUGGCGGAGUUGUUGCAGAAAAGCUUGAAAGCUCUCUUAAGUGUGAGUGUGGCCUUAGUACUGUUAUGGCUUAGACCUUCCAUGGCGGCCAAACCAGAUGAAGUGCCAGUAGGCGUCAUUCUUGACCUGAAUUCUGAACUUGGCAAAAUGGUUAACAACAGCCUCGCCCUCGCCGUCGAAGAUACAGAGCGUUAUACAGCCACCAAGAUUCGCCUUAUAAUCCGGAAUGUUUCUCAGAACGACGCCGUCGCCGCAGCAGGAAAUGCUUCUGAACUAAUUGAGAAACACAAAGUGCGUGCCAUUCUGGGGCCCCAAAAUUCAGAGCAAGCAGGUUUUAUAGUGGAACUUGGCUUGGAAUCCCAAGUACCUGUUAUUUGGUUUCCCAUAACUGGCCCAUCCCUUUUGCCACCUCCAUCACCAUCCUCCAAUCAAGGCCUUAAUUGCUUUCAGUUCCAAGCUAUAGCUGCCACCAUUGAAGCUCUUGGGUGGCAGUCAAUCGUCCCCAUUUUUGAAGACACUGAAUAUGGCGGUCACCUUAUUCCAUGCCUCAGCAAUGUCUUGAAAGAUAUGGGCAUACGAAUGGUUAACAUAACUGCCAUUGAUCCAGAUUCAACAGAUGUUGAAAUUGACGACAUUCUCGUCAAGUUAAACAACAGGCGAACACAUGUAUUUCUUGUCCAUAUGAGCAUGGAUUUGGGAAUAAGAUUUAUUCAGUCUGCAGAAGAACAAGACAUGAUGGGAGAAGGAUAUGCUUGGAUACUUACCCAGGGGUUAUCUUCUUUAACAGAUCCUCAAGUUACGACUGGGAACCCUUUGAAAGGAUACAUGCAAGGUGCAUUGGGAGUGAGGCCAAUGGAUUCGAACAAAACACGUUGGCGUAGGUGGACACAGAGUUAUUUUGACUACAGGUUCAAUAGUACCCUAUCAGUCUAUGGAUGGUGGGCUUAUCACACAAUCGAAGCAUUGGCUAUGGCAUUAGAGAAGCCAGGCGCAGACAAUAAUGGCACAAAACUUCAAAGUGAAAUUUGGGAUACUAAUUUCACAGGCUUGUCAGGGAUAAAUUUUAAUUUAAAAGGAGGACAACUAGAUCAAUCGGUGCUUGAAGUAUACAAUGUGAUAGGACCGAGAGAAAGGGUCAUUGGUUAUUGGAAACCUGAAACUGGACUUGUUCAAAAUUUUAGUAAAGGUGCUAAGAUAUCUGGUAAAUACCAACUAAAGGAUCCAUUGUGGCCGGGUGACACAUUGGAUAAACCACCAAAGUUGAGGAUUGGAGUCGUAGCAACAAAUUCUUUUCCUGAAUUGGUGAGUGUAGAUAAUUCGACUACGCCGGUGAUGAUUCAUGGCUUUGCUUUUAAUGUGUUCUUAAAAGUUGUCGAUGUUUUGCCAUUUCCGCUCGAUUAUGAGUUUGUCCCCUUGCCAAACAAAAGUAGAAGCGGAUCUUGA
Messenger RNA from Neltuma alba, 1443 nucleotides. Its product is annotated as glutamate receptor 2.3-like. NCBI's taxonomy places the organism in Eukaryota, Viridiplantae, Streptophyta, Magnoliopsida, Fabales, Fabaceae. The record is from RefSeq and is a predicted model, not a curated record. The coding region runs from base 1 to 1443 and encodes 480 amino acids. The transcript has 3 exons.